AAGAAAACAAAACGCUUGGCUGGAGGCCAAGCUAGCCAAAUGUGCUAGCCGACAGUAAGCAGCGCCGUAAUGUACACUAAAAAAAGUAUUCGAGCUAAUGAAUGUAUCUAUAGAUGUAUGUGUGUGAUGGUGACGAAAAUAAACAAGCAAACUCACGCUCGAUCACAUCACAGGGAAGUACGGCCAACCCCAACAGCAGCGCUCCUUCCAAUGAGCUGGCCGAUUUCCUACCGGAACUUUUCAACGCAGUCUUUGUUUCCGGUGGACAGUAAAAAAGAAAGCACCGCGCCUUCCCUUCCGCGUUGCGAAAGUGCGAAACUCCCGCUUCGUUAUAUCUCUACGCGCUUCCUCAUUCUUGGCACAUUUAGGAGUGCUUGUUAAAUGUAUAUUUGUGUUGCCAUCAUCUAGCCCAUUCAAAACGCUACUAAAAUGGCUACGCACUCUUCCGGAGACGCGGUCGAACGGCCUUCGAGAAGAACGACGCGACAACAGUCGACGGGAAAAAUUCUUAAUUAUGAGGCGACCCCGAGAGGUCCACUAAAGAGGUCUAAAAAGGAGAUAGGAAAGCUAUCUGCUUCUUCUGUUACGACUGUUAAUGGGUCAAGACAAGUGGAAAAUAAUAUACAAGAUAAAGAGUCCUCCAGCAAGAAGAGUCGACUGGAGGCUGAACGAACUUUGGGUGACAGUGGUGAUGAGAUGGAUGUCCAGAUAUCAGAUUUUGACAUGAACAAAAACAAGGAAAUGGAUGUAGAGGAAGAUUACAAUCAUCCUCAGCAGCAAGAGCAUAUUUCCCAUCAUCGUUAUCAGCCAAAAGUUCAUGGCAAACGAGACUCAAUGUCCCCAUACGUAUCCCUUGGUGAUCGCUGCCAUUUGCCUGCAAAUACAGACAAAGACUUGAUGAAACCCAAAGAAGUAAAGUCUUCAACAACAGCACCUGCAAUGCCCAUAAAGCCCUUGGACAGCGACGUGCAUGUCCCCAAGAGCACCACAAUGGCCGAGUACAGGAAGGAGAUGGAAGCUAAAGCUGUCAACCACCGGGACGUUCCGAGUGGCUAUACACCCUCUGGGAAAGCUUAUACAGUGCGACAGAGAGCCACUAACAUUCCCUCUCAGAAAGAAAAUGUCCAGCAGCACAAGAAACAAGAAGUUAAAAAGACAAGAGCUGUUGCCAGGAAGCCCUCUGCUGGAGAUUCAUCAAAAGGCUUUCUUCAGUACUUUUGCUGGUUGGUUGUCCUACUGCUGCUCAGCUCGGCUGCACUGUUUGUUUACAAGAACAAGAUGAAGUCACAAAGCAGUGCGGGGCGUCCAUCCAGGUCAGUGAGCCUCGAAACAUUUGCAGAACACCUGUCCCGCCUGGAGGCUCGCUUCCAUAAUCAGAGGCCCGAGCUGUGGGCCAGGAGCAGGAUCCACUUGGAGAAACACCUCCGAGCGUCACAGCCCACAGAGCCCGUGAGUCUGAUUCUGACGUCCGGGCGCAGGGCUGAAAAGACACUGUCCUGCUUGGCUAAGAGUCUGGCUUCAGCCUUCUCCUCGGCCGUCCAGGGUUCCGUGCUCCACAUAGAUGGAGCAAGCAAAGCUGGCCUGGAGAGCGACGCGGUGAAGCUAGACAUCGACAGGCAGCUGCAGGCAGCUUUUGGAGGAAGCCAACCGGUUGCCGUCAUGCAUCGCCUGGAGGAGCUGCCACCGGGUGCAACACUCAUUUUUUACCGCUACUGCGACCACGAAACCGCCGCAUUCAAGGAGGCCUUCCUGUUAUUUACCAUCCUGCUGCCUCAGGAUGAGGUCAGGGGGGAGCUUGAAAUUGUUGAAGAAUCAGUGCAAGAUUAUCUUAAGGACAGGCUGGUGGGCUCUGGUGACCACACGUCCUUCAAUGACAUGGACGCAGAUAAGUACGGCGGACUGUGGAGUCGCAUCUCCCAUGUGGUCUUGCCUGUGGUGGCCGAGAAGGAUGUAGAGCAAAACGGAUGCUGAGGAGCUAAGCUGGCAUUUCCACAAAAGAAACGACCAGUUCUGCUGCACUGUGAAUUUAUUGCACUGAGGUAAUGUCACCAAAAUGAAAGCAAACAUUGAAACGGUCAAAGAUUAGAACCUGAUAACAGGUGACACUUGCUUACACUCAGGUGUAGAGUCAUUCUUAAAUAACACAAGGACAAGUCAUUGCUUGAACCCAUUCAUCCAUUUGAUUUCUUACUUUUGUGUGCUCUUCUAUGCAAUCCUCAGAUGACUGAUAGAUCAGGGUUUUAAGGUGUGUGUGCAGUUGCUACAACAGCUUGUCUACAGAAUUUGAUUUUACUGAUAAUUUUGUCACGAUCUUUAUUCUUGUAAUAUCCCCAGGAGCAGAAUUAUUUUAAAAUAUUUUUGUGUGAACGUUUUGAUCUCACAGGUUAUUAGUGUUUCCCAAACUUUCAUUUAUUUUUGGCAACCCGCUAUAUAUUUACAAAGUGUUACAAAAGUGGAUAGAGAAAAAUCAGUGAUUUUUUGGGGGGGGGCAAGGGGUGACGCUUUCAAAGACUUAACAUUAACGUAUCGCUCGUCUUAACGAGCAGCGGGUGCCUUAACCCCCAUCACUCACAGACAGCUCCGUCUUGCUCGUGACAUGAGAGAAACACAGACAAGCGACAGAAGAAAGUUUAUUUGUACAGUAUUUCUAAACAUAUUUGUUUUGCUGUCUCUCCCACAGCAUUCAUAAUAUACAUGCAUGCACAUGCGUCAUGGCCAAUUAUACAAAUAAGACACACAAAUUCCAUGUAGCUCCCAUCGUCCUGGGGAAAACACUGAAUUUUGCAAUUUAACUGUAAUCUGCCUUUGAGACUCACAAGAUUAAAAAAUGAUUACUGAAUUAUUAA
Messenger RNA from Nerophis lumbriciformis (worm pipefish), 2846 nucleotides. Its product is annotated as torsin-1A-interacting protein 2. The record is from RefSeq and is a predicted model, not a curated record. Lineage: Eukaryota; Metazoa; Chordata; Actinopteri; Syngnathiformes; Syngnathidae. Gene Ontology annotation, biological process: membrane organization. Gene Ontology annotation, cellular component: membrane. Gene Ontology annotation, molecular function: ATPase activator activity.